AUGGUGACGGACAGGCCUGUGGCUCGUGACAAAGCGUCUCAAAGUGCCGACUAUCCACUAGUGAGGAGGUGCAGAGGAGGAGGCACAGACGAGGUCCAGAGGAGGAGCAAAGGAGGAACAGAAGGGGCAGAGGAGGAGGCACAGACGAGGUCCAGAGGAGGAGCAAAGGAGGAACAGGAGGUGCAGAGGAGGAGGCACAGACGAGGUACAGAGGAGGAGCAAAUGAGGAACAGGAGGUGCAGAGGAGGAGGCACAGACGAGGCACAGAGGAGGAGCAAAGGAGGAACAGGAGGGGCAGAGGAGGAGGCGCAGACGAGGCACAGAGGAGGAGCAAAGGAGGAACAGGAGGGGCAGAGGAGGAGGCACAGACGAGGCACAGAGGAGGAGCAAAGGAGGAACAGGAGGGGCAGAGGAGGAGGCACAGACGAGGUACAGAGGAGGAGCAAAGGAGGAACAGGAGGGGCAGAGGAGGAGGCACAGACGAGGCACAGAGGAGGAGCAAAGGAGGAACAGGAGGGGCAGAGGAGGAGGCGCAGACGAGGCACAGAGGAGGAGCAAAGGAGGAACAGGAGGUGCAGAGGAGGAGGCACCGACGAGGUCCAGAGGAGGAGCAAAGGAGGAACAGGAGGGGCAGAGGAGGAGGCGCAGAGGAGGGUCAGAGGAGGAGCAAAGGAGGAACAGGAGGUGCAGAGGAGGAGGCACCGACGAGGUCCAGAGGAGGACAAAGGAGGAACAGGAGGGGCAGAGGAGGAGGCGCAGAGGAGGAGCAAAGGAGGAACAAGAGGGGCAGAGGAGGAGGCGCAGAGGAGGGGCAGAGGAGGAGCAAAGGAGGAACAAGAGGGGCAGAUGAGGAGGCGCAGAGGAGGAGGCGCAGAGGAGGAGGCGCAGAGGAGGAGGCGCAGAGGAGGCACCGAGGGAGCACAGAGGUGCAGAGGAGGAAGCACAGAGGGAGUACAGAGGUGUAGAGGAGGAAGCACAGAGGGAGUACAGAGGUGUAGAGGAGGCGCAGAAGAGGAGCAGAGGAGGUCCAGAGGAGGAGCAAAGAAGGAGCAGAGGAGGAGCAGAGGAGGUCCAGAGGAGGAGCAAAAGAGGAGCAGAGGACGAACAGAGGAGGCUCAGAGGAAGACAGGCGGGGGUACAGGAGCUAAAAUGGAGAAGCAUGGGUACAGGAGCUAA
Messenger RNA from Knipowitschia caucasica, 1176 nucleotides. The record is from the annotation of a GenBank genome assembly. Lineage: Eukaryota; Metazoa; Chordata; Actinopteri; Gobiiformes; Gobiidae.